AUGAAAUUGGCCCAACCGGCGCUGUUACGAUGUGGGCGCAUCUCUGGCAGAUGGACCAUCUGUGAACGGGCUUACGCAUCGAAUCCAGAAGGACCGCCGGCUCCUCCAGCCGGAGGUGCUGAUUCGCCAAACAGCCAAGGAUGGAUUUCAAAACUAUUCGUUGGCCAACAAUUCAACGCUGAGGGUAUGCAAAAGCAAUCACACUCGUCGUUGCUCUCUUCUUCCGGAUACGUCUACGAAUUUUCAACUCACAACUACCGCCCCGGAUCUACUCAGAAGUACCUUGAACGGUUUGGUGAAUACAAAGAGGUCCUUGGAAAGAAACUUCCCUCCGUCGAAUUGGUUGGCUCGUGGCUAACAGCAUAUGGCCGAACUAGGGAUCAGGCGAUCCAUCUAUGGCGCUACAAGAAGGGAUAUUCUGAUGUUGACGUGCAAGUGUCCCUCCGCAAAGACCAGGAACUUGCCAAAGCCGACGAAGCUCUUGCUGAGCUUUGCGGCCGUAGAAAAUCGAUUCUAACGAAGAGCUUCUCCUACUGGGGUGACCCAAAGCCACGAAACGAGCCACAUGUGUACGAUAUGCGAAGCUACGUCCUGAAGCCGGGCUCAAUGAUCGAAUGGGGGAAUGCAUGGGCGAAAGGAAUUACUUAUCGACGCGAACACAAUCAAGAUGUCGGCGGAUUUUUCUCUCAGGUUGGCCAGUUGUAUGUGGUCUACCACAUCUGGGCAUAUCCGUCGAUGACCGGACGCAACGAGACUCGAACGUCGACGUGGGCAAAGCCUGGAUGGGACGCGACCGUCGCCUACACUGUGCCGUUGAUCGAGAAGAUGCAGUCGAAAAUUCUGACUGCGACACCUUAUUCUCAACUGAAA
Molecule: messenger RNA, 870 nt
Organism: Mesorhabditis spiculigera
Lineage: Eukaryota; Metazoa; Nematoda; Chromadorea; Rhabditida; Rhabditidae
Source: the annotation of a GenBank genome assembly